Messenger RNA from Eutrema salsugineum, 1099 nucleotides. RefSeq names its product glutathione S-transferase F6. The transcript has 3 exons. The record is from RefSeq and is a predicted model, not a curated record. NCBI's taxonomy places the organism in Eukaryota, Viridiplantae, Streptophyta, Magnoliopsida, Brassicales, Brassicaceae. Gene Ontology annotation, molecular function: glutathione transferase activity; glutathione binding. Gene Ontology annotation, cellular component: cytoplasm. The coding region runs from base 269 to 898 and encodes 209 amino acids.
AGACACGAAAACUUUAUAUACAUUAAUCAAGUUUUUUUUUCUUUAACGAUAAUCAACUUAAUUAGCUUUGGAAUAAUCCUCUGACAACGUAUAUUCAAGAUUGGUGGCGCCGAUUUGGUUUUUAUUUAUUCACUUAGUAUUAGUACUCUGUUUUAGUUGUAUAAAUACACUCCACCAUUUGUGUCUUUAUUCCAUCAACUUCAAAGAUCUCUCUACUUUAAUUAAUCUCUUCAAUAUUGUUACAAAAAAAAAUAUAUAGUAUUAAUUAAUGGCAGGAAUCAAAGUUUUUGGCCACCCUGCUUCAACAGCCACGAGACGAGUUCUCAUCGCUUUGCACGAGAAAGAUCUUGACUUUGAGCUUGUUCAUAUCGAGCUCAAAGAUGGUGAACACAAGAAAGAGCCUUUCCUCUCCCGCAACCCUUUUGGUAAAAUUCCAGCCUUUGAAGAUGGAGACUUCAAGCUUUUCGAAUCAAGAGCAAUUACUCAAUACAUAGCUCAUGAAUACUCAGACAAAGGAAACCAACUUCUGUCACUUGGCUCCAAGAACAUGGCAAUCUUGGCCAUGGGCAUGGAGAUAGAAGCUCACGAGUUUGACUCAGUUGCUUCAAAGCUUGGCUGGGAGCAAAUCUUCAAGCAUUUCUUCGGUUUGACCACCGACCAAGCCGUUGUUGAAGCAGAAGAGCUGAAGUUAGCCAAAGUGCUUGACAACUACGAAGCUAGGCUUGGUGAGUCUAAGUAUUUGUCUUGUGAUCACUUCACUUUGGUCGAUCUUCACCAUAUCCCUGUGAUUCAAUACUUGCUUGAUACUCCAACCAAGAAGCUCUUUGAUGAACGUCCACAUGUCAGUGCUUGGGUUGCUGACAUCACUGCUAGGCCUUCUUCUCAGAAGGUCCUUUAAAUGGAUUUCACUCAAACUGUUAAUCCACACAUAUUGAAUAAGUGGCGGCGACUUCAUUGCCCAAUCCUCAUAAAUUUUCUUGUUUAUAUGUUUGUGUUUCCUCUGUUUUUUUUUUUGUGUACUUUAUUUUGGUUUCUGAAAGAUUGAUUUGAUGUAAUUUUCAAUUAUGUAUGAAUAAUGAGCCUUCAUUUUAUAAAAACA